AGAGGCGACAAACAAUAGACGCGUAACCCGGUGCUCCCGAUGGGGUCGUAGUUGCGCGUAUUUGCAAUGUAUCUGACGAUGAUAGGUCAGCACGGCAGGAAGAGAUCGUCGUAGGGGGAUCGCCAUAGCUAAUCGUACCACCCAAGGUGGCACAGAUUGAAAGCUCUAUCAGCACACAUCCUCUCUUGACCUGAUCACUAUAUAUCUAUCGACGUUCAACCGCCUCUCGACCUCUCCCCGCCACCUUCCCCUAUCAGGGCGCGAUACUAUACAGCAGCCGCUUCCGGUUAACCGGAAGUGACGCUCUACGGUGACUACUACCGUAUUUCGUCGGAAUAUUAAUACCAAGCAAACGUAGACCAUCAUCACCGCUCCAGACAGGCAUCAUGGAAGUCGCCACCGAACUAAUUUUAUCAAUUGCUGUUGUUGAAUUCGUCUAUCCGUCUGUUAAAAAAUAUAUAUAUGCAGAAGAGGCGGGCCCAUCGAGACGACAUUGACAAGCGGAUGAAGUUUCUUCUUCAGUCACCGUUAUCAGGAUCGGACACACAAUGCAAAAUUACCGAACGAACCUCGUAUUAUCCUCAGGAGCCAAAUAAAAGGCCGCAAACCAGGCAAGAGAAGGUUCGAUCGUGUCUCAAGCACAAUUCGUUGACGAUAUUGACUGUGACCGGUGUAUUCGGCGGUGUGGUUCUCGGUAUUAUCUUGAGGAGCUUGCGAACUCAAGGAUGGACGCCACGCGAGAUCAUGUACAUCAAUUACAUAGGAGAUCUGUUUCUCAGAAUGCUGAAGAGUUUGAUUUUACCUCUUAUCAUAUCCAGUCUAGUCUCAGCAAUUGGAUCCCUUGAUCUGUCAUUGAGCGGGAAAAUUGGUGUUCGUGCUAUAGUGUAUUACAUGGUCACCACGAUUAGCGCUGUUGUACUAGGUAUCAUUUUGGUAAUCACUAUCCAGCCGGGUGUGGGAAAUAAUCCUGACAUAAGGACAAAAGAACGAUCUCAAAAUGUCUCGACUAUCGAUACAUUGAUGGACUUGAUUCGGAAUAUGUUUCCCCCGAAUUUAGUAGAGGCAUGUAUCUCUCAACAUAAAACGGAAAUGCAGAAACCGGAAAACAGUACAUCAGAUAACAUGGACGAGUGGAAGCCAGUGUCAAAAAGCGUGUCAGGAACCAAUAUAAUGGGUCUCGUCGUUUUCGCCACGGUGCUUGGUAUAACAUUGGGAAAAAUGGAAGAACAAGGAAAACCGUUGCUCGUAUUCUUCGAGUCCUUGUCUGGCGCUAUGAUGAUGAUCACUCAUUGGGUGAUUUGGUUGUCGCCUAUUGGUGUACUGUUUCUAGUAGCCGCUAAAAUUACGGAAAUGCAAUCGUUGGACGAAAUAGUUUCCCAAUUGGGAAUGUACUUUCUCACCGUAUUGAUAGGCCUGUUGAUACACGGUUUCAUCGUUCUGCCUCUAUUAUAUUUUCUAAUAACGAAGAGAAAUCCAUACGUAUACAUAUCCAAUUUGGCCCAAGCGUUGGUCACAGCGUUUGGUACGUCCUCAAGCUCCGCUACUCUUCCAAUUGCUAUUAAUUGUUUGGAAGAAGGAAACAAUGUCGAUCCACGAAUUACCAGAUUCGUUUUGCCGAUCGGCGCCACUAUCAAUAUGGAUGGCACGGCUUUAUACGAAGCUGUGGCCGCGAUUUUCAUCGCGCAAGUGCGUCAAGUCAGUCUUAGUUUUGGACAGCUGGUGGCAAUCAGUAUCACAGCGACUGCGGCAAGUAUCGGAGCAGCUGGAAUUCCACAAGCAGGUCUGGUUACGAUGGUAAUGGUAUUGGAUACAGUUCGCCUACCGUCCGAAGACGUAUUCCUUGUCAUUGCUGUUGAUUGGUUAUUAGAUCGUUGUAGAACAACAGUGAACGUAGUAGGUGAUUCUCUCGGGGCAGGAAUUGUGAAUUAUUUAAGCAGAAACGAACUUGCUUCGUUGCCACAUAAUGCACAGACGCAAAACGGAGCAGAUCAUCAUACUACAACAUCCAUAUGAAACCGAAGUCGAUAUUAUUAUCGGCAAGAUUUGUAAAUGCUAACAAACAAACGAAGAACGAUGAGCGUUCGUCCCCCCCCCCCUCCGAUAUUUUUCCCGGUAAACGUCGUACACUCCCACCGAACUUUAAAUUUGAAAGCGAAGACGAAGUUCAGUACAAAUAUAAUAAUAAAAUUCUUCGCAAUCAAUGAUGCAUAUAAUAGCAAAUAAUAAUAUAUCUAUUAUAUUUUAUUCUAUUCUAGUAGUCAGUCUUCAAAAAGAGACUUUAAUGAUUCUUAUACAAUAUUAUUAGAAGAAUUGAAGCAAUAUUUUUUUGUAUUUAACUAUGCUGCUGCCAGAUUCGUUCAAUUAGAGUACAAAAAAUAAUCAAAUGACACGAUCAUGUUUUAAUGGUCAUUUUUCGUUGAUUUUAAUAAUAAGUUACAAGAUCCAAUUGAAAUGAUACGAAAAAAUACAAGAGUUGAAAGAUUUGAAGAUUUGAUUUUGUUAAGUUCAUUUAAAUAUGUAAAAA
This is a messenger RNA of Apis dorsata (giant honeybee), 2524 nucleotides long. RefSeq names its product excitatory amino acid transporter 1-like. Gene Ontology annotation, molecular function: glutamate:sodium symporter activity; neutral L-amino acid transmembrane transporter activity; L-glutamate transmembrane transporter activity. The coding region runs from base 463 to 2013 and encodes 516 amino acids. Gene Ontology annotation, cellular component: plasma membrane. The record is from RefSeq and is a predicted model, not a curated record. The transcript is spliced from 9 exons. Lineage: Eukaryota; Metazoa; Arthropoda; Insecta; Hymenoptera; Apidae. Gene Ontology annotation, biological process: L-glutamate transmembrane transport.